Molecule: messenger RNA, 2377 nt
Organism: Hermetia illucens (black soldier fly)
Lineage: Eukaryota; Metazoa; Arthropoda; Insecta; Diptera; Stratiomyidae
Product: endothelin-converting enzyme 2-like
Exons: 1
Coding region: 174-2351 (725 amino acids)
Biological process (GO): protein processing
Cellular component (GO): plasma membrane
Molecular function (GO): metalloendopeptidase activity
Source: RefSeq, a predicted model, not a curated record
UCAUUUUCAGUAACAAUCUCAUCUCAUUCGGUAUUCAAGAUCAGUCUAUAAAUUGUCUAUUUACCGCGUCAAGUUCACUCGAAUGAUUGGCCUAGAAUCUUAAUCGUUCAUUUUGUUUACAUUCGGAUGUGCAGUGCAGUGCGACCAGGCUUUAGUGAAAAAGAUCAAAAGAUAUGCGGUUGCAGUGCUCAGCGAAAAUGGUGAAGAUCUCUGUAAUUCUACUGACUGGACUGUUAGCAUGUCGCGUUUCCGGAAAUCUGAGAGAGUCUGAUGCAUCACCAAGUUCACACCGGAAAAAUAACCUAACGAUGGAGCAAAAGGUGAUGUUGCGCCGAGCUGCCAGGGGUAAAUUGAUCCAGUCCUACAUGAAUGAGAGUGUCAACCCAUGCGAUGACUUCUAUGAAUAUGCGUGCGGAAAUUGGAAGUUUGCAAACAGACCACCUUCGGUAUUUGACGAGAAUGAUGUCUUCCAGCUCAUUGUCCGGCGGAUGGAAAGCCAGAUUGGGGCCUUAUUGCGGGAGAUCAAUGGGGAGAGUCAGAACCUAACGAGUGAAGCUUUGAUGAAAGUGAAAUUGUACUAUGACUCGUGUAUGGACUAUGACUUCACGACGAGCUUGAGAUCGCAGGCUAAGAGUGAGAUUCUCGAUAGCAUUUUUGGACCCUAUGUUCUGUCCGCUGAAUGGAGUUCCGAUGGGUUCGAUUGGCUCAGUACGGUUGCUCGCAUGCAGUCCUACGGGUCCAACGCCUUUAUCUACCAAUCGGUGUCAAAAUACAAUAAGACUCCAGCGAUACACUUGAAGAAAGCGGACGUGAAGUUACCGGGACUAGACAUUCCUGACUUUCUCCUUCCUGACCCAGGUCUUAGCAGAAAACUUCAAUCCACGAUAUUGGCUGAACGAUAUGGUCUAUCUGAUAAGGAGAGUAUUGAGAACGUAAUUGACUUUGGGAUCCAACUUAACAAUUUGGUAAUGUCCAACGAUCGUGGAAGUCCUUUAAAAGCCGAACCUGUGAACCUAACUAAACUCAAAGAUAUGACCCCUAUUAUCGAUUGGAGUCGCUACUUCACUGUCCUCCUUGGGAGCCAGAUGAACUUUUCGAUGCAGAUUAUUAUCGAGGAUGUCAACUACUUCCGACAGCUUGAGAUCUUACUACGUCGGACUCCAGCAGACACACUUGCCAAUUAUCUAGCUUUACACUUCUUAGAGCAUUUGCAAGAGAACGUGCAGAUUUCGAAAUUCUCACAGCACAGAUACUGUUCAGCUCGAGUUCUGGAAGACAUGCCGCUCGCAACAUAUGUCCUCCAUCUGCAUAAAUUCAAUUUAACCGGCGUCAAACCAGAAAUUCUCCAAAUAGCCAAAGCUCUGCAGUAUCAGUUUCAGCAAGCAAUAGACCAUUCGGACUGGCUCGACGAUCAUUUAAAAUCACAAAUCAUUAAUAAACUAAACCAUACCCAACUAGAAAUCGGCUAUCCAGAUUAUCUGAGCUCCAACAAUCAACUAGAUAAAAUCUACAGCGAUUUGAUCGUAAAUUCCAGUCAUUUUGAUCGAAAUUUUUUGCAUUGUUUAGAAUUCAAGACUCGAUCCAUGCACAAUAAAUUGUCACCACUAAUGGCCGCUGAUAUUGAUUUAAAUUUAAGCCUGAUGGACAUUAAGCCCCGAUAUGAUCCCAUAACGGAUAGAAUUACCAUACCAGCAGGUAUUCUUGUACCGCCAAUAUAUCACCAACAUUUGCCUAUGGCGUUCAAGUUUGGCUCUCUGGGACCGAUGGUUGCACACACUUACACCAAUGUCUUAAGCGGACUCCAUCGACCAGACGCAGGGUCUCGAAAAUACGUGAAAAAAAUGGAGGAGUUUGAUAGAUGCUAUAAUUUCCAAACUACAAAUUUAGACUUAGAUCUCGAUGCGGAUAAGAAAUGGCCAUUUGCUGACGAGGCUAACAGCAGAGAGGACGGCGGAGGCGUUGGAGUGGAUUUGAAGGAGAUCCGUAGUGACUUUGGCGAACUAGAUGAAGCCUAUUAUGAAGAUAUUAGAAAUCGGUUUUAUGAAGUGGUUAGCACUCAGAUAGCCUACUCUGCAUAUAACAGUUUUAUUACUGCGGAUAAGAUCGAUGAUGAGCGAAUGCCGGGGCUAAAUUUGACCAACCACCAAUUGUUCUUCGUUAGUUUCACUCAGGCUCAGUGUAGUGACUACAGCAUAGAUCCCUUCUUGGUGGACAUUGGUAUGGAUAAUAAUUUUUCUAGAAGGAACCGCGUACUUAGCAGUGUUUCGAGCAACCUGAACUUCUGGAAUAGUUUUAAUUGCAGCAGAGAGUCAGCAACCUUUCUCCAGAAAAAUUGUACACUUUUGAUUUAGGAUGGGCUUUUUAUUAAAUAAAAAAA